Messenger RNA from Gadus morhua (Atlantic cod), 3355 nucleotides. RefSeq names its product basic leucine zipper ATF-like transcription factor 2 (gene batf2). NCBI's taxonomy places the organism in Eukaryota, Metazoa, Chordata, Actinopteri, Gadiformes, Gadidae. Gene Ontology annotation, biological process: regulation of transcription by RNA polymerase II. Gene Ontology annotation, cellular component: nucleus. The transcript is spliced from 3 exons. The coding region runs from base 579 to 1901 and encodes 440 amino acids. Gene Ontology annotation, molecular function: RNA polymerase II cis-regulatory region sequence-specific DNA binding; DNA-binding transcription factor activity, RNA polymerase II-specific. The record is from RefSeq and is a predicted model, not a curated record.
AUUUAAGUAUAUGUAUAUAUAUUAAAUAUGAUUAAAAUGAAAUAUCAUAAUUAACUAUAAUUGACACACACUCUUUAACUGUCGUCCUGUAAACGGUUUUAAUGAGAAUUAAAAAAAAAAAUGUUGUCACGAUCAUUUAUGAUAAUUAUAGUAAUUUCCCCCAGCGGGAGAAAAAUUCCACGCCCCCACUAUUCCUUUACAUCUUAGCCAUGAAGGUUUAUAGGAAAGUGAAAGCGAAAGAAGUAUUUCAUCAUCACCGGGGGUGGGAGGAAUGGAGGACAUUGGUUGCGUAAAAAAGCCAUUCAUAUCUACAGGCGCGCAUUGUGUGGAUUGCCUCUUCAGCUGUAUGCAGCUCUUGUGUAUAAUCACCAACAGGAAGCUAAUGCGUCUUUGUCAGCAAGGAUGAGUGUACAGAACCUUUUUGUCAAAUUUGGUACUAUUUCUAUUUUGGCUGAGGACUUUGAAAAAAAGAUUAUACAUUUUUUAAACUUUAUUGUGCAUAGUUGUCUGGUGAUGUUCAGACCGCCUGGGUGGAUUCUCUACGGAGUCCAAGGUUUUUCUGUUGUAGUCCUGUAGACAUGCCUCCCUUAUUCAUGGAUGCCAAAUCUAGCAGCUCUGGCUUCACGUCAGGUGAAGAUUUGGACAGUUCAAACUCUGGCCUGCGUGAGGGGGACGACGCCGCCGGCCCACCCGCCCCCAGGAGACGUGGGGCUGGAGGGGGUCAGAGGAAGGGCAAGAACCGCGACGCGGCCCGGAAGAGCAGGAUGAAGCAAACGGCGAAGGCAGACGAGCUCCACAAGGAGCACCAGUAUCUGGAGCGGUCAAACACGACGCUGGAGAAGGAGAUCGCCGCCCUGCGGGCCGAGGUCAAGCGCUACACCGUGGUCCUGGAGCGCCACCAGCCCUCCUGCACGCUGCUGGCGGCCGGUCGCUCCGAGGCAUCCAGGCUCCCCUCGGCCUCCGCCUCCACCCCCGCCUCCACCCCCACCCCCACCCCCCCCUCGAUAACCGCAGCGAGCCUCCAGCGGGGGAGCUCCCACCCGCCUGAGACCCCCUGUUCGCCCGCCGGCUCCGACCCGUCGGGUGCGUCCGACUCACCCGACCGACCCCGAGUCUCUGAUGCGAUGCCGUGCUCACACUGGGGCCUGGCGUCCUCCCAGCCCGCCCACCGCCCCCUCCCUUCCUUCGGUGCACCCAGCCACCGUCUGGCUACCUCGGCGCCGGGCGACCCUGCUGCUCCCUCCGCCUUCGCCCUCUCCACUCCGGUUCAGACCACCUCGUCGCUUUCGGAUCCGGGCCAACUCGGCGGCGGCGGCGACUCCUCCUCCUCCUCCUCCUCCUCCUCCUCCUCCUUCUCCUCCUCCUCCUCCUCCCCCUCUUCCUCCUCCAUUCUCCACCUCUUGAGCAGCCAUCCCCUUCCUCCUCCGGCUUCAUCCAGGGUGACGCCUGCCUCCUUCGCACCUCUACGCCCUGCUCCUGGUCCCAACCUCCACUUCCGAUCCGAGCGAGAGUCAUCGGCGACGUCAGCCGUCGCCGAUGCUGUCCUGCCCCCCCUCUCCCAGGGCCAGGGCGGGCCGGCCCCGUUUUACCCCUAUCUCGGGUAUCCCAUCCACGGGUAUCCCGGGUCCAGCUCAGUCCAUGGGUAUCAAACGGAUUCCCCCGGCGCCCUCUUCCCCACGCCGUCAUCCGGCCACGGUCCGUACAGAGGCUUUGCGCCUGGGAAUUUGCUACUUCCUCCGGACAUCCUGGACCACCUUGACGUCCUCCUUCCUAGCGUCUCACUGGGCACCCACCCGCCCGUACCCCCCUUCUCUGAACUCAUGCCGGCGUUGUGGGAUCUGUCCGGCGAUACCGCUCUUUCGCAACUCCUGCAGACCGAUGAUUGGAAUCAGGACUGCUGACUCGUUGCCGUUCAGAUGUUACUUGGAAAAGGGCAGCUGUACAAACGAAUGAGGAAAGAAGAACUAUAGAAUACGGAUGAAUUCAGUGUCAUUUGUUCUAAAAGCCAAAUUCUUGAUUAAUGAGCACUGGAUCCAGUCACUCCUUGGACAAAUUUGGACCUGCGAUGAUGAGACAGGCAUCCACCACUCUCUCCACAAGAGUGGUGGAGCAAGUUGGAUCCCUUGCUUAGAAAUAACCGGCAAUGAGAGGGGAGGAGGACAACAACACUGCUGCAGGAGAUUAAGGGCCACUUCUCCUUAUAUUGAACGGCAAAUCGCUCCAGGGUUUACCGGUGUUACAGGGCACCAUGUCAGGCAAAGUUUCAGACAAAAGUUGGAUCACCUCAGAGAUGUCUUUGGACAGGGGAAUGCUGUUCCUAGCCAAAUGUGCGGCUGCAUGGGUUCGCCAUGGAGCUCCUUGCUCUCAUGUAAAACCACAAAGGUUCAUGUUGUAUGCUUCCCUCCACACACAACUCACACCCUCCAGCCGGCGGGCAGGGCGGUCUUCAAGAGCUCCAGGCUUCGUUUGAACCCGGAGGGUGGGGUCUUCGAUGGAGAGGGGUGGAACGAGGCUGCUGCCCCCCCCCCCCCCCCCCCCCCCCCCCAGCCCAGCCCAGCCCAGCCCUGGGUCUGGAAGGCUGGCGGAGGGCAGCGAUAGCAUCGAAGAGACAUCCCUGGGUGAUUUUGUCGAGUGUUUGAACAAAGUUUUUAUUUGGUGGCGUGUUUAUGAAGCAAGAUAACGAUGUGUUUCUGCCGAGUGAUAUCUAAUUUGGGAAACGUAUUACUAGGAAAAUAAUUGGGAAGCAUGCUCUUAAUAAGCAUAACACCCUAUGUAGUCUUUACAGAUAUGAAUAGUAUUAUGCAUUAUGUUUCAUGUUAAUUUAUUGUAGAAAAAUAAUUAGAUCACGUUAUUCCACAUAUUUUACUGAGUAUUUUUAUGUUAUUUUAAGAAAUGUACUUUUGAUAUCCUCCUUUAAGUGGGCAUUAUGUAAUAUUUCCACUGCAAUCAAUCAAUAAUGUGAAUAUAAUGACUAGGUUUUAAUAUACAUACCAAUGUUCACCUUUAUAAAUUAAAUAAGAAAUACAAAUAGUAUAGUGAAGAACACUAAUUGGGUCUCUGCUCCUUUAAUGACCCAGGACAUGGGUAGUUGACUAAACUAGGGAAAUUAGGUCAACUUAUACUUUGUGCCCUGGCACAUACAAGGAGCAAGACCCAUAUACGGGCUCGCUAGUUACACUGACGUACCCCAUGGGGGCGACGAAGAGCUCCCUGUUGUCAAAUGUGCGUAUGUAUUUGUGGCUGUAUCUGACAUCUGUAGGUCAUGCUUUAACUCCUACAGCAGGGAGCACCACUGAAACUUUACCACCAAACUCAACUGUAUUACCACCUCAUGCAAUAAAAAUGGUCAAAUCUA